CGUCGUCAUUGACGUCGUGCAGAUUAUUGUGCAUUAACUAAUACCAACAUCCUUUUAUAUCGCAGUUAUUUGUGAGAGAUAGAGUAAUCACCGUGGCAAGAGUCACUCGGAUGCUCAGUGCCGACCGUCUAUUGAAAGAGAGCAGAGAUGUUUACCACGUUCGUGUCUUUAAUUCUCGGAACAGUGAUAAUUCUCUACUUCUACUUAAAAAAGAACACCAAAUAUUGGCAAAACGUUGGAAUUCAUUGCGCAAAUGGUGCUUUGCUAGGAAUUGGUCAUAUGUGGGAGUUGAUCAUUGGAAAAAUUAGCUUCUCUGAAAUUUGUCGCAAAAUCUACCAUGACAAUAAGGAUUGCAGCAUGGUCGGCUUCUACAAUUUCAUGACACCCACAUUGAUGAUACGCGAACCGGAACUGGUGAAAACGGUGCUGCAAACGAGCUUUACGAAUUUUCACGAGAAUGGAGUCAAAAUUGAUCCUGAUUUGGAUCCUCUUUUGGCAAACAAUCCCUUCUUCACAUACGGAGAGAAAUGGGUAACCGGAAGGAAACGUCUGACCUAUGCCUUCUCCAGCAUGCGGUUGAAGAUCCUACUCGAGAGCGUUAAGCAAGUAUGCGAGGAAUUUGAGAACUUUUUAGAUAAAAAGUUGGAUAAGACGGGAGAGGUAGAGAUGGAACUAAAAGAACUGUUCGCUAAGUACACCGCUCAAGUGGUAGCGAACGCUGGUUUCGGCGUGAAUGGAUUCUGUUUCGACGACAAAAAACAGCAAGAGUCUUUCUACGAGAUGGGCAAGUCCUUCCUCGACCGGUCUUUUGUGGACAAUAUUAUUUUUACCAUCGCGUUUCUGAUACCUUGGUUUGGCAAAGUUUUCAGAGUGAGAUUUAUACCGAAGAAAAUCGAUCGUUUCUUUAGAACUUUGGUCACCGAUAUUAUGGAGCAAAGGAGGACCAGUGGGACACAAAGAAACGACUUUCUCCAAUUGAUGAUUGAAUUGGACCGCGCAGAAGGUAAUAAACUCGACCUAGAAAUCUUGGUCUCUCACGCAAUGUCUUUCUUCCUCGAUGGCUACGAAACUUCCAGCACCGUUUUGAGCUUCGUUGGCUUCCAAUUAGCCGCUAAUCCAGUAGUGCAGAAGAAAUUACGCAAAGAGGUAAUGUCUGUGCUGUCCAAACACAACGGUAUACUUACAUACGAAGCCUUGAGGGAAAUGACUUACAUGGAUCAAGUAAUAAGCGAGUCUCAGAGAAUCAUACCUGCAAUUGGAUUCAUGAGCAGAAUUUGCACGGACGAGAUCGAGCUGAAAGGAUCCGACGGAGUCGUUUGCUCGGUGGAAUCUGGAACAAGCAUUUUAAUCCCUGUCCACGGUUUACAAGAAGAUCCUUGCUAUUGGGAGAAUCCGCUCGUGUUUGACCCUGAGAGAUUCAAUUUGGAUAAGAAACACAGCAUUGAGAGAUUCGCCUUUCUUCCCUUCGGUGAAGGCCCGCGAAUGUGCGUAGGAAUGAGAAUGGCUUUGUUGCAGAUAAAAGCGUGUCUCGCUGUGUUAUUGAGAAAGUAUAGCUUGGAACUAUCUCCAAAGAUGCAGAUGCCCUUGAAGUUAAGAUGUACACCUUUCCUAAAUGCGCCAGUGGGUGGUACUUGGGCUUUGAUCCGACCGAUUUAAUCGGACCUGUAUCUUUUUGUAACUAUUUUAUUUGUUAUUCGUCGAAAUAGUUCUCGUCAGUAAUACGAUGUAAUAAAAUUUUUCAAUACUGCUCACAUGUUAUUUACAGAGGCCCGGGGAAAGACAGUAAACUCUUUCGUACGAAAAACGUUUCUUUAAAAUAUCAUUUACUUUUUUUAUCUUAGACGAUAAUUAUAUGGUAUAUUAGAUAGGUAAGUUGUUAUGGGUAAUAUGUGAGAUGGGUCCGAUUCUAUAGAUAAUUUAGGUACAAUAAAUUUAACUUGAGAAAAUUCGACAUAAUAUUGUGUACUUGUUCACGGAAUAUCAUAUUUCUGAACUUGUAUCUUUUUUUUAUAUAUUCCGUUUAAUUUUACCAUUCUAUACGAAAAAUAUGUAUUCUUAUAUUUAUAUAUAUCUUUAUUGUGCGUAUUUUGUUUUAUCAUAUGAUCUUAAGUUAUAUAUUAUAGCAAAGAAGGACUAAUGUUUCCGUUAAAAAUUUUUUCAUAUAUAAUUACACGGGGAAUUUUAUUUUAAAUGUCCCAGUCUAAUAUUGCAGAAGGAAAUUAUUCUAGUGAAAAAUGUUUAAUAUAAAUAUCAUAUGGUUUAGAGACGGGACAUCGAAUGAUGACCUUUGUCUUAUCGGAGGUGACGUUGUUCAAGAUCAUUUCGAGGUCAACUUUAUUUUUUCAAAUAGUAUCAUAUAAUUUUUUUUAACACUGAUAGAUUUCUUUGCUCAUUAACUUGGGGCAAUUAAAAUGAAACACCUUGUAUAUAAAAUAUGUUCAUAUAUAUAAAAAUAUAUAAUUAUAUAUUAAAAUAUACAUGUUUAUAUAUGAUCACUGUAGGCUAAUGUCUAUGCGAUUCGUCGAUUAUCUGAUCUAAAUAAGUAAUUUCGUUCAUGGCCUCGAAGCUCAGUUGAUUAUUGUAUUUUGCGAGCACGGUCACCACUUCAUUGCGAAACUUCUGCUGUAUCUAUGGACGCCGGGCAAUCGAAUAUCCUGAAAAAACUCAUGGUAACGCAAGUUGUCUCAUAGACAUUCACGAAGAAGGUGAGAAGAUGAUCGUCCCCGUACUGUCGCAUACUCAUUACCUUCUGCAUACUGUGGCGAAAAAAACGAUCCGUAUCUUUAGAUAUGAAUGAUAUCCGGAAUAUUUUAUUAAGAUCUUGAAAGUGGAAGUUGAGAGCCUCGGAAAUCAUGUCAUGGAAGCUCGUUCCAAUUAUCGCUUUGCUGAUAGCGGCAAAAGACGACGGAUGUGACUUGUUUACGAAGUAACAACCAUCCACGCUGAAAGUGGCGGAUCUUCCCACUUCGUUGAUGUACUUGUAGAAUAGAUUUUUCAGCUCGUACUCCA
Molecule: messenger RNA, 3009 nt
Organism: Dinoponera quadriceps
Lineage: Eukaryota; Metazoa; Arthropoda; Insecta; Hymenoptera; Formicidae
Product: cytochrome P450 9e2-like
Exons: 1
Coding region: 148-1656 (502 amino acids)
Molecular function (GO): oxidoreductase activity, acting on paired donors, with incorporation or reduction of molecular oxygen; monooxygenase activity; heme binding
Source: RefSeq, a predicted model, not a curated record